ACCUUGACGAUCCUUCGCACCGUGCAGUGUGCGGUUGCGCGCCUGUCUGAACCUUGUAUUUGUCGGCCUAGAUGUGAGAGGAGCGGCCGCCCUUCCUUCGGUAGGAAACUGACGUAAAGAAACCAGAGCAGGCAGAUCCCAGCGUUAAUUAAGAGCUUUAAUAGCAACAUUUUUACUGGAAGUCCGCGUCUUCUCUGGCUCCUGUCACACUCGGUUAUCUGCGUUUGGUUGUCGGCAGCUCCGACGGGGAAACUCAGCCACCGAGAGGCUCUGACGAGAGGAAAAUAAGGGCAGUGUAGCUGGUUUGGCAUGGCUGAUCUGCUGAGGCUGCUGCUCCGGGUGGCUGAGAAAGCUGCUAACGUGGCCCGAGUCUGCAGGCAGGAGGCUCCCCUCUUUCAGCUCCUCGUGCAGGAGAAGACCGGAGACGACAAGAACAAGAAGUUUGUCCAGGACUUCAAGACUCUCGCCGAUGUGGUGAUUCAGGAGAUGAUCCGGCACGAUGUUGGCUCUCAGUUCCCAGAGAUGGCGGCCUUCAUUCACGGAGAAGAGUCUAACAAGUUUGAAAACGGGCUCGGAGAAAGUGUGACGGUCACAGUUUGCCGUACAGAGGAGGAAACAGCCGCGUUGCUGUCCACGGUGCUUGACGGCGACCACACAGCGGCAUCUCUGCUGGCGCGAGCCAUUCACCAAGACCCGGCGACCAUCGACACCAGCACCGACGGCCUGACAGUUCCGCUCAGCCCCUCUGAGCUCGGCAUCUGGAUCGACCCCAUAGAUGCCACCAGCCAGUACAUAGAGGGCCGAGAGGAGGUGCUGGAGGAAGGCCGCCUGUCUCCUUCAGGUCUGCACUGUGCGUUGGUUCUGAUCGGGGUUUACCUCCGGAGCACCGGCGAGCCCGUCAUGGGCGUCAUCAACCAGCCGUUUAACCACAAAGAUCCAGCAGGAGGAGGGUGGAGGGGAAAGCAUUUCUGGGGCGUGUCCUGCGGCAGCAUCAAUGUCUGCUCAGUGUCCAGGCCAAAAGACGGACCUGAGUCAGGGGGCCGAGGGCCAUCUGUGGUGCUGAGCUCCAGCGAGAAGCAGGUGGUAAAGGAAGCCCUGACCUCACUGUGCGGCUCUGACAAGAUGGUCUACGCCUCUGGAGCCGGCUACAAGAUCCUGUGUGUCAUUCAGGGCCUGGCCGACGCUUACGUUCUCUCAGAGGGAAGCACCUUUAAGUGGGACUCCUGUGCUCCUCACGCUCUGCUCCGAGCCCUCGGAGGGGGAGUCGUGGACUUGAGUAAGACUCUGCAGUCCAACCUUGGGCCACAGGACCACAAGACGGAACUGACCUAUCACCAGCCUUACACUGAGUGCAAAGGAGCAGACCGCUGGGCGAAUCACGGCGGCCUGGUGGCUUAUCGAGACUGUUCUCAGCUCUGCAAUGUCAUCGGGUGUCUGAAAGGCAAGCUGUAGGUGAAAGAACAGUAGAUUUAGUCAGCACAAGCUGAAGCAUUUAUUGUUGCGUAUAUUAUCGUUUUCAUAUUUUCUAUAUUAGUUGAGAAAGAAGAGUGGAAGUAGAAGAUGAAAUAUUUUAAUCAUAAUUGCUAUCGUCUUAUUUUUAACCAUAUGCAAGUGUACAUAUUGCAAAGUAAACAUUAGGUCUGGGCUGAAUAACAUUUGCAAAUACUGUUUGAUCUGUAGCUGGAGCUGGAGUGGUUACAGAGGCUGUGCAUGACCAAGGGAAAAUGUAGAGCUACAUAAAACUUGAAUUAAUCUGACUUAUUUGAGAACAAUAAACAAAAGAAGACUGCUGUGAAUCUUAAGCUAUCGAGAUCCAGGUUUACAGUAUUUAUUCCAAAAGCAAACUAACAUGGAAGGUACAAGAUUGUUCCUUUUUUGAUUUUUUAAGAAGAUCGUGUUUCUCUUUAGUUCUUUGUCAUUAUAACCAUAAUUUAAAAAACUGUGCAAAAUACAAGUGCCAGUUCCUGAUAGUGUCAUUGGUUAAUAAAAUUCAGUGAAUUUAUGCAAUUUGGAUGUGGGACGUGACGGCAUAUACCACAGGGGAACCUUUGCCCUGAAUAGUGGAUCCCUGGUUCAUAUCUUAUCUUGGGAUCACAUGCUGCAUCUCCGUCCGACCCAAAGCAUUGAUCAGAUUGAUGAACCUCCCACAUAAGACGGUGCAGUUAUCUGCAAUUUAAAUGUGACAAUCCAGCCUCCUCCGAGCAGGUGAAACAAACCAAACAUUAUUUGUGAAUGUUAUUUAUCGCAGACCUGUGAACCAUUUAUUAUGUGUUGCUGAGAUUUGUAACAGUUUCCCUCCAUGUUGCAUACAGAGAGUUUAUCACAGUCUAUAGGAGCUAGAGUGCUCACUGCUGGACAGCUGAGGAACACUUCACUGCUAGACGAGAGGUAACGUGGCAGCACAAGAGUGCUUCUGACUGAUCCACAAGAUUGUUUUAAAGGAGUCUAGAUUGUAAUUUGCAAUUUUUCCACCUUAUAAAAGGCUGUAAUAAGUGAAGUGAGUGAAUCACACUCAGAGCAGUGUGCAAGAAUCUGCACCUCUCUGAAACAACUCCUUGUAAGGAGCAGAGGGAUACACGUGCCCUGCCCUCUUUUCAUGGCCAUAGUUAGUUAAAGGUCAGAGAGUGGAAAAGCCAUAUGAGGUAAAACAGUGACACAGAGAGUCCUUUUACUGUGGGUUUACAGUGAAAUGAAAUAUUAAGCCAGUUUGAAGGAUGGGACCUCUGCGGGCUCUCAGGCUGCUCAUUGAGAUGUUUGCAGUGUGGACCUGUGUAACCUUACUCUAAUGUGUAUGUUUACACUGUACAUGUUUAAAAUGCUAUAACUUUGAUAUGCAUUGUAAUGAAGAAGUCAUUUAUGUAUAAUGGGUAGAAAACAGAACAAACAUUGUGCAUAUAGGAAAUCAUCUUUAUUUUGAAAACCAGAGAAAGCAGGGGAAAGAAACCAAACAGUGACAUUUUAUAACUGUUUGCCAGCCAGGGAACUCGCCUCCUAAUUCCCUACAAAAAACCCUGAUGAUUGUCAGAUAUUUUUUGCAAUACUUCUGCAUAUUCUGUUAAAAACUUGAAACAA
This is a messenger RNA of Stegastes partitus (bicolor damselfish), 3072 nucleotides long. It is a transcript of the gene inpp1, whose product is annotated as inositol polyphosphate-1-phosphatase. The transcript is spliced from 6 exons. The record is from RefSeq and is a predicted model, not a curated record. Gene Ontology annotation, molecular function: inositol-1,4-bisphosphate 1-phosphatase activity. Gene Ontology annotation, biological process: phosphatidylinositol phosphate biosynthetic process. NCBI's taxonomy places the organism in Eukaryota, Metazoa, Chordata, Actinopteri, Pomacentridae. The coding region runs from base 310 to 1452 and encodes 380 amino acids.